AUGAAAAGGGAAGGUUACCACGGUUCUGUCAACAACACCGCUUUAUUGCUGAAUAGCCGUGAAGACCACAGCCGGGCUAGCACUGGCACAACGCGAUCAGAGACGCGUUCGUCUCCCUUGCGUCGCGAUGUAAAUGGACCCUGGCGCAAAGGUUCUGGUGGAGGUGAUAACAAAAUAAUUUCCGCCGCGCCAUUUGAAAAUGAUAAGGGAGUCAUCAAAGAUGAUGUGAACUUUCGUGUGGAGCGAAUUGACAGUGCUUCUUGCCUGGCUGUGGACGACGUAGUUGGAUAUGAAUUUGUCUCAGAAGACGGAAGGUGGACUUGGUCCAUUGGCACCGUUCUGGCAUGUGUCAAUAACUCUGACAAUAUCAUUGGAAAUGGUGACGGCAGCGGCGCCAUAGCUGCUGAUCCGAAUCUUGUUUCCUUGGCGUAUUGGAGAAUUGCACUUGAUACACAAGACGAGAAACGACGAAGCGAUUCUACGAUGAAGGCGGGUAAACACGGGGAUGAGGCACAAUAUGACAUUCUUCGAAGACUACAUGAAAUUGAGGAGGAACAGGCCGAAAUUUUACGAGAGCCAUGCGAGAAGGAUGUCAUUGAGGCCGAAAGGACCGCUGAAGCUGCACGGGAAAAACUACGGUUGAGGGUUCAAGAGCAGCGGAGUGUGCUGCAGCAGCUGGCAAAACCACCAGGUGUGUUGCGAUUAGCAACUCAGGCAGUGUUUUCACUUCUUGGUAUUGAAUUGUUGGUGGAACGAAGCGAAGAGGAGUGGGAACAAAUGCAGCGCGUGUUGUGUUCGGAGGCCUUUGAGGAAAGCCUAUCAGAGGCAGACACGUCUAGGUUGGAUGAGGUGCAGGCCGAGAUUAUUACCCAGCGCUUCUUAAAUAACCCGCACUUUACAUAUGCGUACAUGGAGACACGAAGUCACCUUGCGGCGCUCAUGCAAAAGUGGGUGGUUAGCGAAGUUCAGCUCUAUGAAGCUCGUGCAAUGCUUCAAUACCUUAAAGGGCGUUUGUCUGCGUUAAAUGAGGAGGCGAGGCAGAAGCAGCAGGAACUGAGCUUCUAUCUUAACGUCAGCGGCCUUACAAGGACAAGUAGUGACCAAGGCGAUGAAGAAAAUGUACGCUAUGCUUUGCGGUCCUUUCAAGAUCUCGGUAAAGUCCCGUUUGUGCGCAGCGAUAAGGUGGCCGUCGUCGUACGUUCAUCUGUAUUCUGCAAGUUUGUCCCUUCCACGUCAUUUCCCAUGUCUGCGCUAAAGAGCAUGACUAUUCAACGAGAUCGUCUUGCCUGCAUCCGCUCCGCUGCGUCCGGAAGGCAGGGGCGUGUGGGGUUUGGAUCGCCUGUUGGUAUUGCCAGUGUUAUGGACAAUGAGCUUCAUAAAUCGCGUGAGGCAGUGCAAGUGAAAAAACUCUUGUAUGAUCAGUCAAUGGAACGGGAACACAUUUUAGUACGUGAGUUGGAGACUCUCUACCAGAAGCAUGUUUGGUACACCACCGCAUUGCAUAAUAUCCUUCGUCGAGCUAUCGCUGCUGGUACCAGUUUUUCCCGCCGCAGCAAGAGCGAUGCUGUGCAACUUCCAGCCGCCCAAAAGCGAGUGCAGGAGUUGGAGGGGAAUCUCUGCGAGAAGGAGCGUGCACUACGCACCAUGCAAACCAAACACGAUGAGGAAUUGCAGUGGAUGCGAAAAAACAUGAGGAGUGAGGUAUGGGAAGAGGCUCGAAACGCCUUUGAUGAUGCCUCCAUGAUGCAAUUGCGACAAUUUCGCAUACGCCAUGACGAAGAGGUUGGACGGAUGCGAGUGGCUGCGAAAGAAGCGCGGCAAUGGUUAGCUCUUCUUCUGUUUGAACUGCGCAAGUCUAAGGAUCUUGCAAUUGCGGAAAUGCAGCAAGAGGGUCUUCGAGAGUUGAAUUUGGUGCGUGAUGAACUUUCGAUUUGUGAGAAGCGUCAAACGAAAACAGUGUCGAUUCUUGAGGACUCGCUUGCGUACGGCGGCGAGGAGGAGGGGCACGAACGGCACAAAAGGCAGCGGCGGGCGUUGAAGCGGGCACUAAAGACGCUUUGUGGUUCACACUCCUCUGGGCCAUCCAGUGAGUCAUCGCUGAGGCGCUUCUCACGAAAUCCGACGCCAACUCAAGAGGCGGCAUACCGUCGUCUUCCUCUUCGAACUGGCACUCCGGUACGACGACUAUCUACUUCGGAGGUUUCUGAGGUGUCGAGGGAGUUAGCCGAAGACAACGCUAUUAUUUUGCGGGAUCGUCUAGUGGAGGAAAUGCGUGAUCGCGAGUUGAUUCAAGAGGUGCUUGUACAAGAACAACGGAAGAAUCAGUUAUUAGAGGAGGAAACUAAGGCACUGAGAUUUGACCUGAGCCAGGAAGUGGAGAAGCAUGCGGCACUCAAGGAAAUGUUUCGAGAACUACAAAACGAAGUUGCGGCAAGGCCGGGGACUGCGCGUUCAAGUUCCAAAGGAUCUAGGAUGAGUGGCUCCGCAAACGACGGUCGUGAUGCCCGUGAGCAGGUUGCGAAACUGCGUGGCACCAUUGCUACGUUCGAUCGGCAGUUGGAGGAAAUGCUAGAGGCGGAGGGGAUGAAGAAUGAAGGGGCCUCACUCCAGGCUCUGCGGGACUGCUUUGCAAGGCUGAAGGCUUCCUGCGCAGUGAUGCAAGAGGAACGUGAUGCACAGGCUGCCGACGCGAAAAUGUUGGAGUCAUAUUUAAAGACGGCUGCAGAUGCCUUGGAAGACGCUCUCAUCCACGAUGAACGGUGGCGCCCCCACACUACCGAUUCAAACUACACCACGUGGCAUUGGAAGAAAUUUGGAGGCGAUGAUUGGGGUCGCGUCAUCGCCGACACCCCUGAAGCUCUGGAAAAGGCACUUGUGCGUGGUGUCUCUUCCGCGUGCCAUAUACCAGAGGAGUACGUUUUGAAUCUCAAAUACCGUGAUGAGGGCAUGAGCCUCUACGUCUCCUUUGACCUUCGUCAUGACCCAACGAUACCCGCUGAAGAUAUUACGUCUCGUUUAGAGGAGUGCAACUAUUACGAGUUGGAAAGAUUGUACGCUCACCGGUUUUCCCCUGAAGAAGGGAUUGACUCCUUGAAGCGGCAACUGCGCGCGAAGGAAGAGGAGUUGGAGGAGUUGCGCGCCAGUGUGUCGCAUCAGCGACGUGAAUUUCAGCCCUCCAGCGGUGGGGGAUCAAAAGCUUACGUGUUGGGGGCUUAA
Messenger RNA from Trypanosoma rangeli, 3216 nucleotides. RefSeq names its product dynein heavy chain, cytosolic. The record is from RefSeq and is a predicted model, not a curated record. Gene Ontology annotation, biological process: microtubule-based movement. The coding region runs from base 1 to 3216 and encodes 1071 amino acids. NCBI's taxonomy places the organism in Eukaryota, Euglenozoa, Kinetoplastea, Trypanosomatida, Trypanosomatidae. Gene Ontology annotation, cellular component: dynein complex. The transcript has a single exon. Gene Ontology annotation, molecular function: dynein light intermediate chain binding; dynein intermediate chain binding; minus-end-directed microtubule motor activity.